Messenger RNA from Dioszegia hungarica, 2067 nucleotides. RefSeq lists its product as uncharacterized. Gene Ontology annotation, molecular function: metal ion binding; ubiquitin binding; phosphatidylinositol binding. Lineage: Eukaryota; Fungi; Basidiomycota; Tremellomycetes; Tremellales; Bulleribasidiaceae. The coding region runs from base 1 to 2067 and encodes 688 amino acids. The transcript has 8 exons. The record is from RefSeq and is a predicted model, not a curated record.
AUGUCGUGGCUCGGUUGGGGCGCAAGCACCAAUCCUUUGUACGAAGAGCUCGUUGAGAAAGCAUGCUCGCCGCUCAAUCUGCCGUACCCGCAGUCGGAGAACAUAGCCGACUCGCUGGAAGUGACGGAUAUGAUCCGGUCAAAGGCAGUCCAGCCGAAGCCGGCGAUGCAGAGCUUGAAGCGGAGAGUGGGAAGUACGAAUGGCAGGGUGCAGAUGUAUGGUAUAGGGCUGGUCGAUACCUGUAUCAAGAAUGGAGGCGACCAUUUCCUUGGCGAGAUUGCAAGUAAGGAGUUCGUUGAUGAGAUGUCGAGAGUCAUCAAGGCGCCAACGACGAGUCCCGAAGCCAAGCAAAUGGCCAUGAAGUACUUCCAGCAAUGGGCAAUCGCUUUCCAGCCAAAGCGGGAGCUUAGCUUCUUUGUGGAUGUCUACAAUGAGCUCAAGAACUCUGGUGUCGACUUCCCGCCACCGCCCGCCCAAACCUCCUCUCACCUGCUCACGACCACCACCGCGCCCCAAUGGCAAGAUUCGGACGUGUGCAUGCGCUGCCGGACUGCCUUCACCUUUACGAACCGCAAGCAUCACUGCCGGAACUGUGGUCUCGUCUUUGACCAAGCUUGCUCGUCCAAGACCCUACCGCUUCCCUUGUUCGGCAUCACCACACCGGUCCGGGUCUGCGAAUCCUGCUUUGUCAAGUGUGGCGGAAACAAGGUUGCUGCGCCAAGCGGUCCUGCACCGGCAAUUCCCAAGGGCAGGACGAUGCGGAGCAAGGAGGACUUUGAUGCGGACUUGCAGAGGGCGAUUGAGCUGUCGUUGGCGGACAACAAGGAGGCAGGUCCUUCGUUUGCGAUGGGGAGUGAGCCGCCAUUGGCGAGAUCGAGGCAGACGGUGGAAGAUGACGAUGAGGAGUUGCGGAUGGCGAUCGAGGCGAGUCUGAGGGAUGCGGAGCGGGCACGGCCGAGUGCGCCGAAUGGCUAUGAUGAGCCAGAGUACAGGCCUCUGCCCACUUUCGAUCUUGCGCCCCGGGAGACAGAGACCAUCCUCACUUUCUCCAACACCCUUGAUCAGAUGGCGGCAUAUGGCGAGCGGGAUCUGCGGCGCUUCCCGCACGCCCAUGUGCUGUAUGAACAAGCGUACGGGAUAGGUGGGAAGCUACAUCGAAAUGUAGAGGAAAAGACGACCAAGCAGCAGAUGCUAGCCGAGAUGCAAGACAAGCUUUCACAAGCUGUCGGGCUGUACGGUCAGAUCCUGGACGGUCAACAAGCAUACACCGCCCAGAAGCUGCAGGAGCAGCAACAACGACAAUACGCCCAACAGCAACAGUCGUAUGGUCAAUACAACCCAUAUCAACCUCAACCACCUCAGCAAGCGGGAUACGAUCCGCGCUAUGCCCCACCCGCUCAGACCAACGGCUACGGUUAUGCGCCCCCUUCGCAGGCGUAUCAGCCUCCAGCGGCUACUGCUUCUGGGCUAUAUCCUGCUAUGCCUCCUCAGGGCGGGAUGUACCCUACCCAGCCUCAGGGCCAGGCUCAGUACGGGUACCAACCUCAAUACUCUCCCGCUGCUCAAGCCUGGCAAGGUCAGGCUGCGCCUCAGCAGUACCAGCCUCAGCAACAAUACCAGCCCCCACAGCAGCAACAGUACGCCCAUCAGCCUCCUCUUGAGCGGCACUCGUCCAUCCGGUCGUUCGUCCCCUCCUUCUCGGCCGGUCCCUCCGCUCCCCCUGUGGACAUGUCGACCCACCCCAUCGCCUCACCUAGCAGCGCUAAAUCGGCGCUCCCCACCCACGGUCUACCGGGACCGAACGGGUCGAGCUAUACCUCCCCCUCGGUCACGAACGGGCAACUCCCGCAGGUAUCGCCUCAGAAGCAGCAGUAUCACCAACUUCCCCAGCCGCAGCAGCCGCAGCAGCAGCAACCCCAGCACGUCUAUUAUGACGCCUCGUUCCCGCCUGCUCCGGCUGCGGUCUUCCCGGACGCGCCACAGUCGGAGUUUGAGCAGCCACAGCAUAGUCAGACUCAAGGGGUGGAGAAGCAGGAAAAGGAAGAGGCGCUGUUGAUUGAGCUGUAG